AGGCGUUGGGGGGCUAGCGCUCCCGCGGGCAGCACGGAUGAGGUCGCGGUACGAGCGCGCACAUCUCGCAAGCUCUGGACGCGGGCGCGCAGCUUUAGGGGGGUGCAAUUUGGUGCCAAGCUGGACAAUCUCAGCACGGCGCUCCUUUCGAGGAGGCUGGCGCUUUAAUCCCACUCUCUCCUCUUCUGAACCUGCUUGAUUUGCAGCAUGCGGUAGCAGCACCGCAUAUGCAGGGCUGAAACCACACGACCCCGGAACCUGGCUGGCAUGGGCGACGCCGACACGGACACGCCGCGCUCGACGGGCGACGCGCCGCUGCUGAAGGCGGCCAAGGACAAGAGCUGCCCGUUCUGCGGGCAGGCCUUUACCUCGAGCUCGCUGGGGCGGCAUCUCGACCUGUACAUCCGGCCCAAGAACCCCAAGGCCCCCGACGGCGUGCACGUCGUCGACGACAUCCGCAAGCUGCGCGGCGGCAUCACACGGCGCCAGGCCAAGGGCAGCAUCUCGAAGCGCAAGGACAGCAGCGGCGAGAGCACGCCGGCGGGCAAGCACGCGGCCAGCGAGGGGUCGACGCUGGUGCAGAGCCCGGAGCCCGACGACGACGAGGGCCUGGGUAUUGAUUUGGGCCAGCUGGGCCCGCCGGGCCGCGAGCGCGCGCAGUUUGCAGACGUCGCUUGGGGUGCUCGCCAGCGCCAGCUGUCGCGGGGCUCGCGGGUGCCGGACCUGCGCGACGCGACGCGGCGGGUGCGCAAGCACGAGCUGGGCGCCCGCCAGCGCCACGGCGACGACCUGGAGACGGCGCGGGCGGCCGAGCUGGCCCUGCGCGAGCUGCUGAAGAGCGUGCGCGAUGCGAGCGCCAAAGCAACCGCCUACGGCCUCUUCGACUUCGACCCCUACGCCCUCAGCUUCCCCGCCCUGUGCCUGCACAUCCUGCCCGCCCCCGCCACCCUCUUCGCCUCGCAGCCCUUCCCCGCCGCCGAGUCGUGGUCCAUCGCCCCGCCCGCCCAGAAGCAGCUCGACGCCCUCAACCGCUGCGUGCGCGAGCGCCUGCUGGCCCACCAGCGCCAGCGCCAGAUCAACCAGGUCUACCCCGCCGGCUCCGACGCCCACCCGCCGCUGCCCACCCCGCCGCUGUUCGACCCCGACCCGCAGAAGCUGUUCAACCACAUUGCCGACGCCUACAACCACUGGCAGCACCAGUCCGACCAGACCCGCCAGGAGCACUGGCAGCUGGAGAUCCUGCGCUGCUAUGCCCGCGCCCACGAGGCCCGCCGCGACGCCGAACUGCAGCUGGAGCACGCCCGCCGCGAGAUCGAGUACCUCAAGGCCAACCGCUGGGCCGCCGGCGCCCCCGACCUGUCGCCCGUCACCAUCACCCUGGGCCCGGACACGGCCAAGGAGCUGAGCAAGCAGGGCAUGGACUACCGCAACUGGGACUUUGACCGCCUGGUCGACAAGUGGCGCGCCGUCGUGCGCGAGAACCGCCACUCCACCGCCGGUCUGGCCGCCCAGAAGCAGCUGCCCGAGUCGCGCAGCUGCUCCAUGGCCAGUCUGCCGGCCCAGCCCUUUGUCGGCCGCCCGGCCCAGAGCAGCCCCAUCAAGCUGGACUCUGGCCUGCCCUUCUCCGCGCCCGCCACCGUCAACGGCGAGAGCGACCAGGUAGACGCCGAGGGCGACGACGACGACGACGACCUCGACCUCGAUUCCAGCGCCCUCCAAGACGACGACGCAAAGUACUCGCAGGCCCCCGCCCUCUCCAUGCCGCAGCACCACAGCCUGCCCCUCCAACCCACCCCCAUCCACCCCUCACAACAGCUCCACACACACAUGCAAGCGCCGAUGCACGUCACGCAGGCGCAAGCCCAGGUCUCAAUACAGGCCCACGCACACGCCCAGGCCCAAGCUCAAGCCCACGCUCAAGCCCAGGCCUGGGCCGCCGCACGCCAGCACAUGAACCAGUCGCGCAACCAAAACUACAGCCCGCACCACCAGCCGCAGAUCUCGCCGCACCUGCAGCACACACAGCACAUGGGCUCCGCCACCAACAGCCGCCGCCCCUCCGUCGUCAUGCUGGAUCCGCACGUCAUGAACGCCAACGGCAUGGCUGGCCCCAUGGGCAUGCCGUCUGGCAUGGAGGGCAUGGAAGCCCACCCCGACCAGUACCUGCGCAUGGACAUGGGCCCGCUGACGGGCUUCGUCGGGUCCAACGACGGCGUGUCCAUGGGCACCUAGAAACGUAUCAAAACAAGGCACAAAAAAAAGAAGAAUUAUCGAAACCAACUUACACACAAAACAUAUUCCAACGGCCGCCGUGGUUCCCGGUCUGGCGCAGUUUUUUA
Messenger RNA from Boeremia exigua, 2339 nucleotides. RefSeq lists its product as uncharacterized. The record is from RefSeq and is a predicted model, not a curated record. Lineage: Eukaryota; Fungi; Ascomycota; Dothideomycetes; Pleosporales; Didymellaceae. Bases 268 to 2232 code for a protein of 654 amino acids. The transcript is spliced from 2 exons.